UCGCCAGGCCUCGCCUCCACCCCUGGGUCAACCGCGCGCGUCCCUAUCGCCCCCACCUCGACAUCCUAGGCAGGUUUCCCCCGCCCCCUCCGUCCGGGUGCUGGUCCCGUGAGUGAGCGCAGAGCCUGAGCGGGCGCCGGCGGGAAGGAGAAGCGGCGGAGAAAGGGUAAGGGAGGGAGCAAGAGGAGAGAAACAUCAAUGUGUGGCUGCCUCUCGCACACCCCCAGCCAGGGACCGGGACUGCAACCCAGGCGUGUGCCCUGACUGGGAAUCCAGUGGGUGACUUUGGCUCCCAGGCCAGCAACUCAAUCCACUGAGCCACACCAGCCAGGAGUAUCAGUAGUUCUAAGAAGCGUGGGUAGGACCAGAUUAUGGGCUGCAGUCCUUUAAAUUAAUUAAUCAUCAUGAUGGCUAAUGAGGGCUGUCCCAAGGCUGGUGAUAGUUCUUUUUCCUCAGAUAAACAUGCCCAACUCAUCUUGGCCCAGAUCAAUAAAAUGAGAAAUGGACAGCAUUUCUGUGAUGUGCAGCUACAAGUUGGGAAGGAAACUUUUAAAGUUCAUCGGCUGGUUCUGGCUGCCAGUAGUCCUUACUUUGCAGCCUUGUUCACUGGAGGAAUGAAAGAGUCCUCAAAAGAUGUUGUACAGAUUCUAGGAAUUGAAGCUGGAAUAUUUCAAAUACUUCUAGAUUUCAUUUACACAGGUGUAGUGAACAUAAGUGUGAAUAAUGUCCAGGAGUUGAUCGUGGCAGCAGACAUGCUACAGUUGACUGAAGUUGUUAAUCUUUGCUGUGAAUUUCUGAAAGGACAAAUUGAUCCACUGAACUGCAUUGGGAUCUUUCAGUUCUCUGAGCAAAUUGCCUGCCAUGAUCUUUUGGAAUUCACAGAAAACUACAUUCAUGUCCAUUUCUUGGAGGUUCAGAGUGGGGAAGAGUUCCUGGCACUUACGAAAGAUCAGCUGAUCAAAGUUUUGAGAAGUGAAGAGCUUAGCAUUGAGGAUGAAUACCAAGUCUUCUUAGCUGCAAUGCAAUGGAUUCUCAAAGAUCUGGGAAAGAGAAAAAAAUAUGUGGUGGAAGUACUAGACCCAAUUCGAUUCCCCUUAUUACCCCCUCAGAGGCUUUUAAAGUAUAUAGAAGGCGUAUCUGAUUUUAAUCUUCGUGUUGCAUUGCAAACACUUUUGAAAGAAUAUUGUGAGGUGUGCAGAUCUCCCAAAGAGAACAAGUUUUGUAGUUUUCUGCAGACAUCUAAGGUUCGACCUCGGAAGAAAGCAAGAAAGUACCUGUAUGCAGUAGGUGGAUAUACUCGAUUGCAGGGGGGUCGUUGGAGUGACAGCAGAGCCCUCAGCUGUGUCGAACGUUUUGACACCUUUAGCCAGUACUGGACCACUGUGUCUUCGCUUCAUCAGGCUCGAUGUGGGCUGGGAGUAGCAGUUCUGGGAGGGAUGGUGUACGCCAUUGGAGGUGAAAAAGAUUCAAUGAUUUUUGACUGUACCGAAUGCUAUGAUCCAGUUACUAAACAGUGGACAACUGUAGCUUCAAUGAAUCACCCCCGCUGUGGCUUAGGAGUGUGUGUCUGUAAUGGGGCUAUCUAUGCUUUGGGUGGAUGGGUUGGAGCUGAGAUAGGGAACACCAUUGAACGAUUUGAUCCUGAUGAAAAUAAAUGGGAAGUAGUUGGCAACAUGGCUUUGUCACGCUACUACUUUGGCUGUUGUGAAAUGCAAGGUUUAAUUUAUGUAAUUGGAGGCAUCAGCAAUGAAGGAAUAGAGCUUUGUUCUUUUGAAGUUUAUGAUCCGCUUUCCAAGCGUUGGUCUCCACUUCCUCCAAUGGGAACCAGGAGAGCAUAUCUUGGGGUGGCUGCACUCAAUGACUGCAUCUAUUCUGUUGGAGGCUGGAAUGAGACGCAAGAUGCUCUUCAUACUGUAGAAAAAUAUUCCUUUGAAGAGGAAAAAUGGGUUGAAAUUGCCUCAAUGAAAGUGCCUAGAGCAGGCAUGUGUGUUGUGGCAGUCAAUGGGCUUCUGUAUGUUUCUGGAGGUCGAUCUUCCAGCCAUGAUUUCUUGGCCCCAGGUACUUUGGACUCAGUUGAAGUUUAUAACCCUCAUUCAGAUACCUGGACAGAAAUUGGUAACAUGAUCACCAGUCGUUGUGAAGGAGGUGUUGCUGUACUAUGAAAUAUGAACUGUAAGAGAAUACAAGACACAUUUUGAAAGUAUAGGACCUGACCUUUUGCAAAUCACACACAUAUUUGGUUAUAGGACCUUUUGAUUCUGUUGGGUUUUUCAUUUAUUUGAUAGAUAAAUGACUAAAGAAUUAUUUUUCUAAGAAUUUGAAUGAGAAGGGAUAUGGAAUAUAUCCUAAAUUCAUAAAGAGGUCACAAAAAUUUUCUAAGUUUACUAACAGAAAUACUACUUAUGCUCUAGAAUUGUCCAGUUAGGAAUAGAGUCCUAUUUGUAAAAAUUAUUUGCUAGAAACUUUUUGGCAAAUAGCCCCUUUAGUGGCUUCUCCAGUGCAAUUUAAGCUGUAAUAGAACCCUUCUGUGAUGUAAGAAUAACAAAUGAAACAGUUUAAAAAUGUGUAUACAUUCAUGAUUCAGUGCAAAGCACAGUUUCCCAUGACCAUAGUUUAACCUACAGCAAAAAGCCAGUGAAACUAUUUCCAACUUUUAUGUGAUACUAGGAGUUUCACUAGCCCAAACUUUUUUCUUUUUUAAAUAUAUUUUAUUGAUUAUGCUAUUCACUUGUCCCAUUUUCCCCACCUUUAUUCCCCUUUACCCUACACUCCCCUCCUAUCCUCAUUCCCUCCCCUUAGUUCAUGUCCGUGGGUCAUACAUGUAAGUUCUUUGGCUUCUUCAUUUCCCAUACUAUUCUUAACUUCCUCCUGUCUAUUUUGUACCUACCAUUUAUGCCUCUUAUUCUCUGUACCUUUCCCUCCCAUCCUAUCUUCUCCCCGUUCUCACUGACAACCCUCCAUGUUUUCUGCAUUUCUCUGGUUCAGUUCUUGUUCUAGUUGUUUAUUUAGUUUGUUUUAGUUUUUGGGUUUUUUUUUUAAGUUCAGUUGUUGAUAGUUGUGAGUUUGUUGUCAUUUUACUAUUCAUAUUUUUUAUCUUGUUCUUUUUCUAAGUCCCUUUAACAUGUCAUAUAAUAAGGGCUUGGUGGUGAUGAACUCCUUUAACUUGACCUUAUCUGGGAAGCACUUUAUCUGCCCUUCCAUUCUAAAUGAUAGCUUUGCUGAAUAGAAUAAUCUUGGGUGUAGGUCCUUACCCUUCAUGACUUCUAAUGCUUUUUUCCAGCCCCUUCUUGCCUGCACGUUUUCUUUCGAGAAUAGCCCUAAACUUUUUAUUGGCAACAGGUGUAAUGGGAAGGACAUGUGGGAAAUACCUAGCUAUUUAUAUAGCUAUUUAUUUAUAUAUGUUUUGACCUAUUGAUAACAGCAUUAAAAAAGCUUUUGCUCACUUAUUUUUUUUUUUGUCUUGACACUGAGGGCGCAAGUAGGUAAUUAAGAGCAGGUUCUUAGUGAUAGUCCUUUAUUGCAACAGAUAGGGCGCAGUAGAUGGUAUGCACCUAAUAAAUUUCUUCCCUAUUUUCUAAGUAGUCACCAAAAAUAUUUGUUUGGCUUUGGGAAGAUGGAAUUUUAUUAGAUCAUCAAGCUUUGUGAAGCUUACUUGUACUUAGACAAGCCUAAGUAGGAGCUUACUACAAAGCUACUGCCUUGCUUGAAGAAUAUGGAAUUACAGAUGUGAAAAUUCUUACCGACACUGACUCAUAAGUAUGAGAUGAAAGGCUUCUGAUCCAAAACUACUUCUCAAAACUCAUUUCCCCCCAUCAGAAGUAUUUUAAAGAAUUGUUCUCUAUCUAGUUCUGAGAAGAAAAUUCAUGUACAUGAUCAUCACUUUUAUUUCUACUAGUUAGUCAGUUGGAGGCAUUUGUGUUAAAGAUGUUACAUACAUUUAGGUUUACCUAGCUGAUUCCAGGAUUUGAUUAGUAUAUUCCUGAUUCCCCCUUUUCUGUACUAAAGCCCUUGGGAAUAUUGUUAUAAGUAUCAACAGCUUAUUUAGAUAGAAAACUCUUAGUAAGUAUUAAAGACAGCUUUCAUGUCAAACAUUUGGAUUAGCCCUCAAGGAUACUUUUCUUCAUAACUUAACCAUAUUCUUGUAUUAAGAAAAGUUUAUGUAAUGCAUACAGAAAGCUCCGAAAGUCUGAAGGGUCAAGACACUUGGUUGGGAUCUGUAAUAUGGCAAGGAAUGAAGUGUCAAAGAUAAUUUGUAGAUGACCUAAGCUUACAUGCCUUUAAUAUUUCUGGUUAUAGAGAAUCUGCAUUCUGAUUCAAGAGAUUUACAAAAUGUUCCUAUAAUUUAAUUCUCAUCAUUACCUGGCAACCUAAAAUGGCAUCAUGGAGGGAGGCAUUAUGUACUGCUCUGGCAGAAAUGUAAUGUCUAGACAGUGUUUGGGCUUAAUAGGUCCAGAUGAUCCCUGAAGAGAGGUAAUUGUAAAUAUGCUGUUUCCUGCCCUGGCUGGUGUAGCUCAGUGGAUUGAGCAUGGGCCUGUGAAGCAAACGGUCGCCGGUUCGAUUCCCAGUCAGGGUACAUGGGUUGCAGGCCAGGUCCCCAGUGGGGGACACAUGAGAGGCAACCACACAUUGAUGUUUCUCUCCCACUUUCUCCUUCCUGUUCCCUCUCUCUAAAAAUAAAUAUUUUUAAAAAUAUCCUGUUUCCUAAGUAAUGAUAAAGAGAAUCAUGCUUUAAAAAUAAUGUACCAAUAAAGUAUUUUGAUUUCUGCUUUUCCUUCUGAGAAAAUCUUCUGAAGAAUGUGUUUUCUUUCCUUUAUUAUCAGGCUGUACUAAACUGUUCUCUAUGUUAAUAAAGAAGGAUCAUGUGGUGGUAUUGGCCAUGGUCUUUAACUGGUGAGCUUCUUAAUG
Artibeus jamaicensis (Jamaican fruit-eating bat) is the source of this 4905-nucleotide messenger RNA. It is a transcript of the gene IPP, whose product is annotated as intracisternal A particle-promoted polypeptide. Bases 405 to 2162 code for a protein of 585 amino acids. Gene Ontology annotation, molecular function: actin binding. The transcript has 10 exons. NCBI's taxonomy places the organism in Eukaryota, Metazoa, Chordata, Mammalia, Chiroptera, Phyllostomidae. The record is from RefSeq and is a predicted model, not a curated record.